AUGGCAGCAAAGAAGGGUAUUAUGGGAAGUUCAAUUACCAUAAUUUUUCUGUAUGCCGCUGACCGGCUAGAUAUUUUGCUGAUGAUCAUGGGCACAGUUGGUGCUAUUGGAGAUGGAAUGGCUUCAAACUGGUUACUCGUGUACCUUAGCCGGAUUUUCAACAGUUUGGGUCACGGCAACACGUCUCACAACUUUAUGGAUGAAGUAGAAAAGGUGCCGAUUUUCUUGGUGAACAUAUCGCUGUUCAUAUCUGGAGUCGCUUUCUCGUUCUAUUUCUCAUGGAAGCUGUCCCUCGUGGCAUUACCAACAAUCAUCCUCUUAAUCAUACCCGGAUUAAUAUAUGGAAAAUACCUCACCCAUCUCUCCAGAAAGAGCUUCAGCGAGUACAGCAAAGCAAACACGAUUCUCAUGCAAGCCCUCAGCUCCAUCAAGACUGUCUACUCAUUCACUGCCGAAAAAAGCAUUGUCGACAAGUACUCCUCCAUACUAUGCCGAGCCGAAAAGCUCGGGAUUAAACAGGGCAUUGCAAAAGGUCUCGCCAUUGGAAGCACCGGAAUUUCUUUCGCGAUAUGGGCUCUGCUCGCUUGGUACGGGAGCCACCUCAUCAUAGCUUUAGGAGUGGCUCUACCAGAACUGAAGCACUUCACAGAGGCAUCACUCGCAGCAUCGAGAAUACUCGACACAAUUAGCCGAGCCCCACUAAUCGACGCCGAGAACUCAAACGGGACAAUAUUACCCAAUUUAAGAGGAGAGAUCGAAUUCGAGCACGUCAAGUUUGCGUACCCCUCGCGCCCGGACAUGCCAGUGCUCGAAGACUUGAGCCUUAUUAUCCGAGCUGGACAGAAAGUGGCUCUUAUUGGAGCAAGUGGUAGUGGGAAGUCGACAGCUGUCGCGCUCGUGCAGCGGUUUUACGACCCGAUUGGUGGGGCCGUGCGGAUUGAUGGGACAGAUAUACGGGAGUUGAGGCUUAAAUGGUUGAGGGGGAAAAUGGGCCUGGUGGGCCAGGAGAAUGCUUUGUUCGGCACGUCGGUUAAGGAGAAUAUAUUGUUCGGGAAGCCCGAUGCUUCCAUGGAUGAUGUGAUUGUGGCGGCAAAGGCUGCGAAUGCGCAUGCUUUCAUAAUGCAGCUUCCGCACGGGUAUGAAACUAAGAUUGGGGAAAGAGGUGCACUUUUAUCAGGAGGACAAAAGCAGAGGAUAGCCAUUGCCAGAGCCAUCAUAAGGAAUCCUGUCAUUCUCCUCCUUGACGAGGCAACAAGCGCGCUCGACUCCGAGUCUGAAACACUCUUAAUCGCCCAUAAGCUCUCGAGCAUCAAAAACGCGGACACGAUUGCAGUCAUGAGCAACGGCCGCAUAGUCGAGGCCGGAACCCAUUCCAACCUCUCCCUCUCCGCAAGCAGCCACUACACUCAACUCACAAAGCUCAAUCGCCACUCGACCAUCAACACCCGAGACCCAAACCAAACCCACAAACCACCCUUCCCACCCUCACCAAUCCCCACCUCCCCUAAACAUCUCCCAAACACACCUCACAUAAAUCCCCAACAUCCAUCUUUCCUUCGCCUCGUCUCCCUCAACUCCCCAGAAUGGAAACAAGCUGCCAUGGGCAGCCUCUCAGCCGCUGCUUCAGGCACCGUACAACCUCUCUACGCCCUCACAGUCGGCAGCAUGGUCUCCACCUUUUACAUAACCGACCAAAACGAGAUGCGUGCAUGCAUUUUGAAAUACGCUCUCGCGUUCAUCUUCCUCUGCCUCGCGUCUUUUGCCUUAAACCUCUGCCAACACUACAAUUUCGCACGCGUGGGUGAAGCCCUCACGAGGAGAGUCCGUCUCCGUACGCUCGAGAAAAUGCUGACGUUCGAAACCGCCUGGUUCGACCGCGACGAGAACUCGAGCGGGGCCCUCUGCUCGCGGCUCGGCCGCCAGGCGUCGGCGGUCAAGUCGCUCGUGGCCGACCGAGCGUCGCUUCUGAUUCAGACGACGUCGUCCGUCGCCACGUCAGCGGCAAUAGGAUUAGUCGUGGCGUGGAAGCUCGCGCUCGUGAUGAUAGCCGUGCAGCCGCUUGCGAUCUUGUGCUUCUAUAUUCGGAAAGUGAUGCUGUCGAGCAUGACGGGGGGAUUCAUGACGUCGCAAAACUCGAGCGCGCAGGUGGUGGCGGAGGCCGUGUGCAACCAUAGGGUUGUUACGUCGUUCGGCGGAGUUCGGGAGAUUCUUGGGGUUUUUGAUCGGGCGCAGGAUGAGGUGCGGAGAGGGGUUGGGAAGAAAUCGUGGCUGGCGGGAGUGGGAAUGGGGUCGGCGCAGGGCUUGAGUUUCAUGUGCUGGGCGCUCGACUUCUGGUAUGGGGGCACUUUGGUGGGGAGAGGGGAGAUAUCUUCGGGGGAUGUUUUCAAGACGUUUUUCGUGCUCGUGAGCACGGGGAAAGUGGUGGCCGAGGCCGGGAGCAUGACGUCUGACCUGGCGAAGGGGUCAGCAGCUCUCGCAUCCGUUUUCGCCAUCUUGGACCGUCAAUCGCUCGUUCGAGGUUCCCACAAUUUUGAAAACAUGAGGGGUGACAUCGAGAUGAAGAGCGUCGACUUUGCGUAUCCAGGGAGGCCGGGGAUUUUAAUCAUGCGCGAUUUUAGCCUGGAUUUGAAGGCGGGGACGAGCACGGGGCUUGUCGGGAAGAGCGGGUGCGGGAAGUCGACCGUGAUAUCCCUUAUUCAAAGAUUUUACGACGUGGAUCGUGGGUUGGUUAAGGUUGAUGGGGUGGACAUUAGGUCACUUGACAUUGUGUGGUAUAGAAAACACAUGGCCAUUGUGAGCCAAGAGCCUAUCAUAUACUCGGGCAGCAUUCGCGACAACAUAAUGCUAGGGAGACUCGACGCAUCCGAAAAUGAAGUGGUUGAGGCUGCCAAGGCGGCCCACGCGCACGAAUUUAUCAGGCAAAGCUACUCAUCUCUUUCUCCAAAACACAUUCUAAAACUAAAACUAAUUUUUUUUUUUUUUUUUAUGUACAGUGCCUUAAAGAAUGGAUACGACACGGAAUGUGGGGAGAGGGGAGUGCAGCUAUCGGGAGGCCAAAAACAGAGGAUAGCAAUAGCAAGAGCCAUCGUUCGUGACCCGACUAUAUUGUUGCUCGAUGAGGCCACGAGUGCGCUUGACAUACAGUCAGAGCAGGCUGUGCAAAAGGCGCUUGACCGUCUGAUGGUCAGGCGGAUGACUGUUGUGGUGGCCCACAGACUGAACACAAUCAGGAAUGUGGACUCUGUGGCUGUUAUUGUUGACGGGAAGGUGGUCGAGAGAGGGACGUAUGAAGAGCUCGAGAGCAGGAAAGUAGCUCAUAACAGAAAGAACAGAAUGGGAAUAAAGGAAGCUUAA
Molecule: messenger RNA, 3354 nt
Organism: Striga asiatica
Lineage: Eukaryota; Viridiplantae; Streptophyta; Magnoliopsida; Lamiales; Orobanchaceae
Source: the annotation of a GenBank genome assembly